Messenger RNA from Aspergillus bombycis, 1560 nucleotides. RefSeq names its product putative mRNA processing protein (Mss51). The record is from RefSeq and is a predicted model, not a curated record. The transcript has 3 exons. Gene Ontology annotation, cellular component: extrinsic component of mitochondrial inner membrane. Bases 1 to 1560 code for a protein of 519 amino acids. Gene Ontology annotation, biological process: mitochondrial respiratory chain complex IV assembly. Lineage: Eukaryota; Fungi; Ascomycota; Eurotiomycetes; Eurotiales; Aspergillaceae.
AUGACCGGCGAAUAUACCUGUGGACGUUGUCUACAGGUGCUCCGGCAACAGGUUGCGGCUCAUGGCCCUGUGAUCCGAUUGCAGACGGCAUAUAACCCAAGACGGAUAUACAGGCCAUCGGUCUCCCUCGUGCGAAGCUUUGGUUCACGAAGUGACAGUCGUUUCACAUCCAAAAAUCUCCAAGGCCACAUCAAACGGGCCACCACGCCUUCGUCUUGUAAUUCCAAUGCUGUAUCACACAGCGUUCCGCAAUAUGUGCAGCGCGCCACGUCCGCUACGUCGACUUACUCGCCAGAAACGCGUGCUUUGCUGCAACCAAACAACUUGUUCCACCCAUUUUCUCGGUCGCCUUCACCUUCGAUCCGGCAACGUGCUGCGUUUAUCAAACAAAAUGCUUUUUGCCCUCACCCUAGUCACCAACAGACCCGUGCACCAGUCUCCCCACAUGACCCCGAGUCGCGAAAGAGCCAGCAAAGCACGAGUCCCCCAGCCCAUUCGCAUUUUGAAUGCCCUGACUGUGGUGUCCCAAUCUAUUGCUCAGAAGGCCACUGGAUGGAUGACUUUGAGGCACAUUUGGAGAUUUGUGAGACCAUCAGACAGAUAAACGAGGAUGAUCACGAUCUCCACUCUGGUCGGUUUUUCCCCGAGUUUUCUUACCCGGGUCUUCAGGAUGAUAACUUCGUCAUCAACAUGACAAAUUGGGACACCUUUUUGUAUACGCGAGAGUUCGAUGCGAUCAACCAUGAUCGGAGUAUGCGGCAAGUGACUAGGAUGCUCACUUACCCUCUUACAAUUGGGAGUGUCUUGCACGAGCUGAGCCCUUACAGCGUUCGGAAAGGUGGUAGACUUACAGCUGAGGGACUCAAGAGUGUGAGCGCGCUUCGAUACACUCUGCACCCUCCCAAGACUGGAGAAGGAGUUGAUAUUCAAGGAUUGCGCUUGAAGGCCCCACCGAUUAGGAUAUUCAUUCUGGGCGCGCGCGCCGAGUCUUCACUACCUCGUGAUGUCUGGCUUCAGCUCAGUUAUAUCUUCCCACGAUCCCUCAUCCAUUUAAUUUUUAUUGGACCAGAGAGCAUGGCCAACCGAGACGCUGAGUUCCCACUUCCUGAACGGACGCCCGAGAACCCGUUCGGAGGGAUCGUGGAAGACAGACUUGGCGGGCAGAUGAAGAUUACAACGUACGUCGACUACUUCCACACAAUGUACAAAGCGCAAUAUUUCCAGCCGUUCGAUCCAUAUUUAGACUGUAUCAUGCUCUUCCAUCCUGGUCUCGGACACCCGGCCAGCUCCCAUGAAUGGGAAGAAACGCUACCACAACUACUAGAGACCAAAGUCCCGAUUAUCAGCACUGGCUAUACGCAGUGGGAUAUGGAGAGGGAUAUCAAUUGGGUCCAUGAGAAAUGUGCUGGUGAAUUUGAUAUCUUGUUGGAACCAGGCGAGAACAUCUUUCGCAGUCUGAGGUGGGAUCUCAAUGACUUGGACCCUCAUGAUGUUUCUUGCGGAAACUGGGGGUUAUGGGCAUUCAGAGGGAAAAGAUACGAGGCGACGCUCAAGGGUUAG